Molecule: messenger RNA, 1249 nt
Organism: Oncorhynchus masou masou (cherry salmon)
Lineage: Eukaryota; Metazoa; Chordata; Actinopteri; Salmoniformes; Salmonidae
Product: TCF3 fusion partner homolog
Exons: 7
Coding region: 261-881 (206 amino acids)
Biological process (GO): apoptotic process; apoptotic signaling pathway; positive regulation of apoptotic process
Cellular component (GO): Ino80 complex
Molecular function (GO): DNA binding
Source: RefSeq, a predicted model, not a curated record
GAUACAGUAGUUAGUCGUAAAUCUUCAAAAAAAAUGAUGCGCAUGUUAGAUGCUUUUCAGUAACGUCUUUAGCAAGUUAGGCUAACAUUAGCUAGUCGAAUGUGUUGUCAUCUCGGUUUAAUCGUUUUCAAGAAAAGCUCACGUUAACGAGUUGUGAUUUCGUUAACCAAAUCAAACUUAGGUCACCUAAAUGUAGUUUUAUUUGGAGUUGAGGACGGUGUAGCUGAUUAGCUAACGCUGUCUGCAAGCAAUUAGUUAUUAUGAUUAUGGAGGAUUUCUCCGGCCUGGCCCUGCCGCCUCUCUUUGGGGGCCACAUCCUGGAAGCAGAGCUGGAGCCAGGUGGGGUGGAACUGGGCCCAGGGGAGGUAGAGCUUGGCCCUGGGGUCAGCGAGUUGCUAGAGGGCAGAGGUCAAGGGUCAGGAGCAAGGCCAGAGCAGCAGCAGGAGGAGAGGAGAGAAUUGGAGAAGAGGAAGUACCUGGCUUUGAUCAAGCGGUGUAAGGAGAUCGAACAGGUGAAUGAGAAGAUCCUUGGUCGCCUUCACCAGGUACAAAGACUAACACGUCGCAUGAAGAAAGAGAGAAGGUUCCUAAUGAAGACCCUCGACGCCCAUGGAGAUGACUAUAGAAAUGCACAGCUCACCAUAUCGCUGGAGGAAGAGUCUGGUGCCCAUUUUGACAUCGGCCCUGGAGUAGAAGAUGAUAGGCUGAAUGACCUUCCUAGCUCCUCCCCCUCUGUGCCUUUCCAAUCCACAGUGGGAUCCAAGAAGAAGAGGCAUCGAGUUCCAAAACAGGAGAAAGACCCACAGACUGAAGCAGACAUCUCCAUGUUGGCAGAGACGCAGUUCAGUGACUUUCCCAGCCCAACCACUUUGUCUCACUGACCAAGGGAAUGGCCGGUUGCUAGUGGGAGGAGAAAUGAAGCAGCAUUCUGUUGCUUGGACUCCCACUUCCCCAGACGUGAUGUCACUGAAACACAUACAGCCAGGGCUGUAAUGAAAAACAUAGUGGAUAAGAUUAUCAUUUAUGCCCAACUAUGGUCUGUGGAAAUGGCUGAAGGUCUUGACCAUGGUAAUCCACCCAUCCAUUCUGCUCGAGGAGAGAAUGCAUGGUCCGGUCCUUGCGGAAGUUACAUUGACAGUACAUGUAUUGAUGUGAACCUUUUAUCAGGAUACUCUGAACAUGUUUUAUGAUUGUUUGUCGACGUGACGCUUACUAAAUGUUCCGUAUAAAAUGUUUAUUCAGAACUUCA